Aspergillus melleus is the source of this 552-nucleotide messenger RNA. Its product is annotated as PHO85 cyclin-5. NCBI's taxonomy places the organism in Eukaryota, Fungi, Ascomycota, Eurotiomycetes, Eurotiales, Aspergillaceae. The record is from RefSeq and is a predicted model, not a curated record. The transcript has a single exon. Bases 1 to 552 code for a protein of 183 amino acids.
AUGACAGGAAUUGACGUUUUGGGUUUGAAAGAUCCAAACCCUGGUCUUUCAUACACGGCGUCUCAUGCGCACCCUUAUACUUCUUCGUCCGUCUCCUCUUCCGCUUCCUCUUCGUCCUCGUCGGUCUUCUCCCUGGAUGGCUUGUCCACUCAGGGAUCCAUCUCCUCGACCUCGACGAAUUCGGUGGAUGUGAUUUGGGAGAAUGACGGAGAAUACCCGGCGGCAGGCCGAGGACUGCCCUCGUUGCAUGCCCCGCGGGAGCGUGCUGCUUGCUAUCUGAAAGUGCCCCAGCCCGACCUCCCGACUCACCUCCCGGUGGCUCCGGAGUUACGUAAGCACCCUCGGCGCACGAGUCACCUUCAGGGCAACAACGGCACCACGCGGCCUCCGCCGUGUCUCAUGCGACAGUCGGAGCGGAAGGUGAACUUUGUCGACAACCUUGUCGGUAAGUCUUUUUUUUCAAACAUCUCGUUGGCGUUCGGGCGUCUGGCUAAGCUUUUCUUUCUCUUUCCUUUUUUGGGUACAAAAAGACACCGCUUCGCAAAUCGUUGA